CUUUUCCUUUUUUCCGAAGGUUCAAGAAUCUGUGGAAGAUAACAAGCAGAGAUGAUGAAUCCCCACAGAAACAAAUUCGUAAGGUUUAAUGGAAAUGAUGAGUUUUCGACCAAAACUACUAGACCAUCAGUAACUUCAGUUAUGAAAACCGUUAGACGAAGCUUCGAAAAGGGGUCAGCGAAAAUCAGAACCUUUAAGCAGCCCUUGAGCUUUCAUUCAAAGAAGAAUAAAGAAAACAAGAAGAAGAUACUAAGAGUGAUGAAUCCUAACGAUUCUUAUCUUCAAAACUGGAACAAGAUUUUCUUGCUUCUCUCUAUUGUGGCUUUAGCCUUUGAUCCCCUGUUUUUCUAUAUCCCCGUUGUGAACUCUGAGAGAUUCUGUCUUAAUCUAGACAGUAAACUCGAGGCAAUCGCUUGCGUUUUCCGCACUUUCAUCGACGCUUUCUAUGUGGUUCACAUGCUGUUUCAGUUUCAUACCGGUUUCAUCGCUCCUUCUUCUCGUGGUUUCGGCAGAGGAGAGCUUAACGAGAAUCCUAAAGAAAUCGCUAUGAGAUACCUCGGAUCAUACUUUCUAAUUGAUCUUCUUUCGAUUCUCCCUAUUCCGCAGGUAGUUGUUCUAGCUAUUGUUCCAAGGAUGAGAAGACCCGCGUCGCUGGUAGCAAAAGAGCUAUUGAAAUGGGUAAUCUUUUGCCAAUAUGUUCCGAGGAUAGCGCGAAUCUACCCGCUUUUUAAAGAAGUAACAAGAACUUCUGGUUUGGUAACUGAAACUGCUUGGGCUGGAGCUGCUUUAAACCUAUUCCUCUACAUGUUAGCUAGCCACGUUUUUGGGUCUUUUUGGUACUUGAUUUCGAUAGAAAGGAAAGAUAGAUGUUGGCGCGAAGCGUGUGCUAAGAUAGUUAAUUGCCGUCAUGAAAAACUAUACUGUUCACCAACAGGGGAAGACAAUAGGCAGUUUUUAAACGGUUCUUGUCCGUUGAUCGAUCCCGAAGAAAUCUCAAACUCGACGGUUUUCAACUUUGGUAUAUUCGCUGAUGCAUUGCAGUCUGGAGUUGUGGAGUCUAGAGAUUUCCCUAAGAAGUUUUUCUACUGUUUCUGGUGGGGUCUUCGCAAUCUUAGUGCUUUGGGCCAAAACUUGAAGACGAGUGCCUUCGAAGGAGAGAUCAUUUUUGCGAUAGUCAUUUGUGUCUCUGGACUAGUCUUGUUUGCUCUUCUCAUUGGAAAUAUGCAGAAAUAUUUGCAAUCAACUACUGUACGAGUUGAGGAAAUGAGAGUGAAAAGGAGAGAUGCAGAGCAAUGGAUGUCUCAUAGGAUGUUGCCAGACGAUCUGAGAAAACGUAUCCGUAAAUACGAACAGUAUAAAUGGCAAGAAACCAAAGGAGUUGAGGAAGAAGCUCUUCUCUCUAGUCUCCCAAAAGAUCUCAGAAAGGACAUUAAACGCCAUCUUUGUCUCAAUUUGCUCAAAAAGGUGCCUUGGUUUCAAGCUAUGGAUGAUCGGUUACUAGACGCUCUAUGUGCUCGUCUCAAAACGGUUCUUUACACAGAGAACAGUUACAUUGUGCGCGAAGGUGAACCAGUGGAAGAUAUGUUGUUUAUAAUGAGAGGAAAUCUAAUAAGCACCACCACUUAUGGUGGCAAAACUGGUUUCUUCAAUUCGGUUCCCUUAGUUGCUGGUGAUUUUUGUGGAGAUCUUCUCACUUGGGCAUUAGAUCCUCUCAGUUCAAACUUCCCUAUCUCUAGUAGAACCGUUCAAGCUUUGACAGAAGUUGAAGGCUUUGUUCUCUCAGCUGAUGAUCUCAAGUUUGUCGCUACUCAGUAUCGUCGCCUCCACAGCAAGCAACUCCGACACAUGUUCAGGUUUUAUUCAGUGCAAUGGCAGACAUGGGCAGCAUGUUUUAUACAAGCAGCAUGGAAGAGACAUUGUAGAAGGAAGCUCUCAAAGGCUUUACGUGAAGAAGAAAGCAAACUACAUAACACUCUUCAGAACGAUGAUUCAGGAGGCAAUAAACUUAACUUAGGUGCUGCGAUUUAUGCGUCGAGGUUUGCUUCUCAUGCUCUGAGGAAUCUAAGGGCGAAUGCAGCAGCACGAAACUCUAGAUUUCCUCAGAUGUUAUCUUUGUUGCCUCAGAAACCAGCCGAUCCUGAGGUUUUCUCGGGAGCCAAUGCGAAAGAGGAGUUUUUGAAAGAGGUUAAUCGAGUGGAGGAGUUUCUCAAGGAUCCUUGUGUUUCUUCUAAGGUUUUCAAUGGAGGUAUCGUUCAGGUUAGGGUUCCUAAGGUUGUUCCUCCUUCUCAAGCGGCUUCGAUUUUGGGGGUUGGAGAUGGUGCUAUUGGUUCUGGAGAACUAAUUCAGAACGUCUUAGCGAAUCAACAAGUUAUCCUGAGGAAAAGAAAAUCCGAUGUGGAAGCUGAAUUGGAAUGUAAUCGAGAGCAAGAGACGGGCUUGGGAAUUAAGGGAGCCUUUAGUUCGAGAAGACCGAAGUGGACUUCAUUUUCUUGUACAACCAUGAAUUAUCAGAGGAGUAAUAAAUUUGUCAGGCUUAAUCAUACUAGGAAUUUGGCGAGUUCUGUUGAUGAAAAAUUCAAAAGUGUUAGAGGACGCUUGAAGAAAUUUUACCGGAAGAUGAAAACACUCGAAAACUGGAGGAAGACUGUCUUGUUAGCUUGCGUGGUUGCUUUGGCUAUUGAUCCUUUGUUUCUCUUUAUCCCUUUGAUUGAUUCUCAUAGAUUUUGCUUCACUUUCGACAAGAGACUUGCGACAGUAGUUUGUGUCAUUCGUACUUUUAUUGACACAUUCUAUGUGAUUCACAUCAUUUUCUAUCUUAUAACCGAGAUCAUUGCUCCUCGUCCUCAAACAUCUUUGAGAGGCGAGAUUGUCAUGCAUUCUAAGGAGGCUAAUACACUGAAAACACGUCUCCUCUUUCACUUCAUGGUAGACAUUUUCUCUGUUCUCCCCAUUCCUCAGGUGGUGGUUCUCACUCUCAUUCCACGGUCUGCCUCCCUGGUGUCAGAGGAAAUACUGAAAUGGAUUAUACUUACUCAAUAUUUACCAAGAAUCAUUCGAAUGUAUCCGCUUUACAAAGAAGUGACUAGAGCCUCUGGUACGGUAGCAGAAUCAAAGUGGAUUGGAGCUGCUUUGAACUUUUUCCUUUACAUGCUGCACAGUUAUGUGUUUGGGGCAUUUUGGUACGUGAGUGCAGUAGAAAGGAAAAGCAAAUGUUGGCGUCAAGCGUGUGCUAGGACAUCCGGCUGCAAUCUCACGAAUCUGCUUUGUGGUGUCGGAGACAAUAGUCGUUUCCUGAACACUUCAUGCCCAUUAAUCGACCCUGACAAAAUCACAAACUCCACAGACUUCGACUUUGGUUUGUACAUUGAUGCAUUGAAGUCAGGGGUGCUAGAGGUGAAACCAAGGGAUUUUCCGAGGAAAUUCGUCUAUUGCUUUUGGUGGGGUCUUCGUAAUAUUAGUGCUUUGGGCCAAAACCUGGAGACAAGCAACUCUGCAGGGGAGAUUGUUUUUGCUAUCAUCAUAUGUGUCUGUGGUUUACUCUUGUUUGCUGUGCUCAUUGGAAACGUUCAGAAGUACUUGCAAUCAUCAACGACUAGAAUCGCAUUAGGAGAUUCGAAGAUUACAAAUGGCAAAAAACUAAAAGGCACCGAAGAGGAAGCUCUUCUUCGUAGUCUUCCAAAAGACCUCAGACUCGAAACCAAACGCUAUCUUUACUUGGAUAUGUUAAAACGUGUUCCAUGGCUUGCCAUCAUGGAUGAUGGUUGGCUACUAGAAGCUGUGUGCGACCGGGUGAAGUCUGUGUUCUACUCAGCGAACAGCUACAUAGUGAGAGAGGGCCACCCAGUUGAGGAAAUGCUGAUUGUAACGAGAGGUAAGCUGAAAAGUAGUACAACCGGAUCUCAUGAAAUAGGUGGCCGCGGCUACAAUUGUUGUUUCCUCGAAGCUGGUGACAUAUGUGGAGAACUUCUCUUCAAUGGUUCUCGCCUUCCCACCUCAACCAGAACCGUAAUGACUGAGACUGAAGUUGAAGGUUUCAUUCUCUUGCCUGAUGAUAUCAAGUUUAUAACUUCUCAUUUAAAUGUCUUUCAAAGACAAAAACUUCAACGAACAUUCAGGUUCUAUUCAGAGCAAUGGCAAUCAUGGGCGGCAUUCUUCAUUCAAAGGGCAUGGAGGGAACAUUGCAAAAGGAAGCUUUCUAAGAUCUUACGCGCCAAAAGAGACAACGAGAAUAUUCCACAAGGCAAGCAACUCAAUCUUGCAUCAACGCUCUACGUGUCGAGAUUUGUGUCCAAAGCUUUGCAAAAUCGACAGAAAGAUAUAGCAGAUUGUUCCACUUCUCUUGAUAUGUCACCUCCGGUACCUCAUAAACCAGCCGAUCUCGAGUUUGCAAAGGAUGAAGCAUAGUGUAUCUUUGAAGGAAAAUUACUUUGUACACAAAGAAGGAAGUGAAGACUAUGCUUAAUUUACGCAAUCAUUUAUUAGGAUUGUCGACAUAUGCCCAAUCAUUUGACAAUAACUAGAGAGUUGUAGG
Molecule: messenger RNA, 4531 nt
Organism: Arabidopsis arenosa
Lineage: Eukaryota; Viridiplantae; Streptophyta; Magnoliopsida; Brassicales; Brassicaceae
Source: the annotation of a GenBank genome assembly